AGGUCCUCGUCUGGCCGGAUGCAGACGGACGCGACGCCGAAGAGCGAGAAGAUGACAAAGGCGACUGUGAUGAAGGCCAGCUCAAAUCCAGAGAAAGGCACUUCCAUAGCCUCGCAGCUGUCAAUGAGAAGAUAAAACUCAUACCAGAACGACGUCUACGCUCUUCAUGGAUUAUUCCGGCCAGGGUAAAGAGGCCGAAAACCAGGAGGGAAAAGACAACGAUCAGCGCCUCAAGGUCUCCCGACAUGGACACCAUCGUCAGCCAACGCGGGCUCUCUCGCUUUCUCAGCAGGGGAGUCCACGAGGGCGUGACGAAGCCGCUGAGUAGUUUCCCAGUCGCCAUGACAACCGCACACUCGGCCAUCUCCACCGCCGUCUUCGUGAUCUAAUUCCACCGUCCGUAUCGGGAAGCGCAAGGAGCACCUGCUUGUUCUCCUUCGCCGGGAUGGCCGCCCGUGGGCGGAUGGGAAGGCGCGGCGGGGCUGCCACGGGAGGAACGCCAACGUCCGUGUGUGCUUGAGAGCGACUGUGUGUGUGUGUGUGUGUGUGUGUGUGUGUGUGUUGCCUGGAAACCACUAGCAUGCCAGUACACCAGAUUACGGUGGUCCCGGCCAGGGAGAACGGCAAGAGCGCCCUUCGGCCCAAAGACAGGAAUGAGGGCCCUCAAGUCAAGACCCCCGGUCGCUCAGGGAGUCGAUCUAGCAACAUCUCCAAGGCGAGCAACUCGACAGCGGGACAAACCACCGCCUCCAAGACAUCCGCCACGCCGUCUUCUCAGGAUAUUUGCAGCGUUGUCCAGCUGACCCGUGUUGAGGAGGAUACAUCCGAAUUGCCCGACCCCGGCAACAGCAAGACUCUGCGCCCCGCCCCCAUGACAAUCCGCAGCGCCACCCGAGGCCCCUCAGCUCCGGCCCCCAAGAAGCAGGUGAAGCGUCGCCACCGCCGCAAGAAGAACAUCUUUCGGCCAUUGGACUGCGUCGAGGCCAAAGACCCGGAGCGGACCUCUGACCGCAGCGAGCAUGGCGAGACGCGGGCAGAACGCCCCUCGCGGACACACCGGGAACUCCCGCCGCGGUUCCGCUGUUUGGACUCCACCUCGGAGGACGAGAAGCCGACGACCAGAAGUUGGACUAAGGAGAAGUCGAGGCGGGCGCGGCACCGCAGCAGGAGCAAAGGCAGUGAGGAUGUGACAGAGGUGAUGGAGUUACAGUCUGUGGGCUCCGAUGAAAUGAAGGAGAACCAACCCUUGGUGGUGGACGAUGGCGUGAAAAAACGACGUGUUGGCGGUAGCAGUGGGAACAGCUCGCUGAGGGAAAGCUUGCCCAGCGUGGACAAGGAGCCGAGUCCGGCUGAAAGUUCCUCGGAGGACGGUGAGGAGGAGCUGAUCACUAAAAAGUAUCAGGAGAAGGGGGCGGGGCACGGGGACAUGGCGGCGCCCGUGGGGGCACCCACACCUCAGAAGUGCCGCGGCGUCAACGGCGCCCCGCCUCGCGCCUGCUCCGACGACUCUGAGAUGGAGGUGUGCAGGAUCUGCCACUGCGAGGGCGACGACGAGUGCCCCCUGAUCAUGCCGUGCCACUGCACGGGCAGCCUGAGCUACGUGCACCACGCGUGUCUCUACCAGUGGAUCAAAUCCUCAGACACGCGCUGCUGCGAGCUCUGCAAGUUCGAUUUCAUUAUGGAGACCAAACUCAAACCUCUGCGCAAGUGGGAGAAGUUGCACAUGUCCAAGAGCGAAAGGAGGAAGAUCUACUGCUCAGUGAUGUUCCACCUCGUCGCCAUAGUGUGCAUGCUGUGGUCCGUCUACAUCCUGAUCAAAAGAACCACAGAAGAGAUCAAACUGGGCAAGAAUGAAGAAUUUUGGCGGAUUUCUCUCCUGAAGUACUACCGGUAUGCACCCAAGGGCGUACUUGAGUGGCCCUUCUGGACCAAGCUGAUUGUGGUGGCCAUCGGAUUCACAGGCGGACUCAUCUUCAUGUACAUCCAGUGCAAGGUCUACCUGCAGUUGUGGUCCCGCCUCAAGGCCUUCAACCGCAUCAUCACCGUGCAGAACUGCCCCGACAAGAACCGGCUCGCCAACGGAAAGCGGCAGACGGCCGUGGAGAUCCCCGCGGGCCCCGCCCCGCCGGACUCUGAUGCCUCCCUGGAGGCGGCGGUGGCGCCCGGACACGAUCCGGUUUGAAGGUGCCAAUAUUUUGCGUCGAGGUGGACCGGACUCAAGUGUGUGAUACGGUUCAUGCGGUUUUCUUAGUUUAUGGUUCUACGGAUAAAAAUAGUAGCUAACAAACACGAGUACAUUGGUACCUUGAGAUAAAAGUUUCAUUUGUUCCGUGAUUGCGCUCUUAACUCAAAUCACCUUUAAAUCGUUCACUUCAAGUGUGUUUGUCUCCCCCCCAAGGUGAACACAAGCAGGCAGAGGACCACCGCUGUGGCCACGAAAUGAGGAUGCGGUCUUAGCACCUGAAAAACUUGCUAAUUCGGAGUAAUUAUUGUACGUCAUCUAUUUUUGACACUUUUAAUCCUCUUAUGCACUUUUUCAAACUGCACUAAUACCUUCAGUGAAGCCAGGGGUGGCCAAAGUAUGCGGCCCGAUCUUCCACACGUCCGUUUUCCGAGCCGCUUAUCCUCACUGGGGUCUCUUCUUUAGGUGAAAUCAAAAGUGAGUGUAUUAUUUACAUGACUGAAUGAAUAUAUUUGACAUCUAAAUUUGAACUUUUUUCCUCAUUUGUCCAUUCUAAAAAUCAAAUGGCCCCUCGAGCAAUGAACAACUUUUCCACCCCUGCAGUUUAGAUUUUCACUGACCACUUUAGAGGUUUGUCUACGUUUGUAUGUCAGCUAUUGGGAAUGUUGCGUGUAAAUAUGUCAUUUAACGUGAUGUAGUGUGAUUAGGAUUAUUGUGCUUUGGUGAAUUGGGUGGGAGAAGACCGAUGGUUUCUACUGCCUCACAGUGAGGCAACCGUUUGGAACGCCCUCUAGUGUACAAAUACAUGAUGCUCGAGCUGGUCAACAAGCUCACAAAAACUGUUAAAUACAUCCAUCCAUCCAUUUUUUUGCCGCCUAUCCUCAUGAGGGUCACGAGCCUAUCCCAGCUGUCGACGGGCAGGAGGCGGGGUACACCCUAAACUGGUCGCCAGCCAAUCGCAGGGACAAAGCGCCUCACUCCCAAUUACACCUAGGGGCAAUUUAGAGUGUCCAAUUAAUGUUGCAUGUUUUUGGGAUGUGGGAGGAAAUCAGAGUGCCUGGAGAAAACCCACACAGGCACGGGGGAAAACAUGCAAACUCCACACAGGCGGGGCCGGGAUGGUCCUCAGAACUGUGAGGCCAACGCUUUACCAGCUGAGCCACCGUUUAAUACAAUCUCAAUAAAUAAAUAAAUGAGAACAUGAAAAAGUUCAUUUUUCUCAGUAGUUCCAAUUCAAAGUCAAACUAAUACAGUAUAG
Molecule: messenger RNA, 3440 nt
Organism: Syngnathoides biaculeatus (alligator pipefish)
Lineage: Eukaryota; Metazoa; Chordata; Actinopteri; Syngnathiformes; Syngnathidae
Gene: marchf1
Product: membrane-associated ring finger (C3HC4) 1
Exons: 10
Coding region: 581-2182 (533 amino acids)
Biological process (GO): immune response; protein polyubiquitination; antigen processing and presentation of peptide antigen via MHC class II
Cellular component (GO): lysosome; late endosome membrane; early endosome membrane
Molecular function (GO): zinc ion binding; ubiquitin protein ligase activity; MHC protein binding
Source: RefSeq, a predicted model, not a curated record